CCAACUGUGUCUACUGGGGUUUCUCAGAAAUGGUUCCUCUUAAGGCCUUAAAUAGUGGGUUUCUGGUGAACGGAGAUUUAAAGAUUGUUGCCGAAGUUAAGGUUCUUGAAUUUAUUGGGAAAUUAGAUGUGCCUUGCCGUCCUCUGAAAAAAAUAAAGCCAAAUCAUCAUGGCGCUGAAACCUUGUCAGUUGUCGAUGGGGUUCAAGUUCUUCCUUCACAGUUCCUACAUGUGAAAAGGAUAUUUAGAAAACAUCCAGACAUUGAAUUAGAGUUCCGUUCGAAGAACCCGCAUUUGAGGACAGGGUACAUGAAUGUCCUUCUCAGCAUAACCAAGAAGCUAUGCCAAUCUCCUCAAGACCUCUCCAAUGAUGAUCUGUCUGAUACAGGCAUUGCACUGGCAUACAUGAAAGAUGCAGGGUUUAAGAUGGAUUGGUUGGAGAAGAAAGUGGAGGAAGUAAAGGAAAAGAAGAAGAAAGUGGAGGCUUCUUUGGCUCGGCUGCAUGAAAUGGAGGAAUCGCUUAAGCCAUUAAAGCAGAAGUGCUUAGAACAGGAAGCUCAGAUAGAUAAGGAGAAGGCAGAGUUGUUGGCUGAAAAAGCUCCUUUCUCGUUGGAUCACUUAAGUUUCUAG
Camelina sativa (false flax) is the source of this 629-nucleotide messenger RNA. RefSeq names its product MATH domain and coiled-coil domain-containing protein At2g05410-like. The record is from RefSeq and is a predicted model, not a curated record. NCBI's taxonomy places the organism in Eukaryota, Viridiplantae, Streptophyta, Magnoliopsida, Brassicales, Brassicaceae. Gene Ontology annotation, molecular function: protein binding.